Molecule: messenger RNA, 2738 nt
Organism: Pseudocercospora fijiensis CIRAD86
Lineage: Eukaryota; Fungi; Ascomycota; Dothideomycetes; Mycosphaerellales; Mycosphaerellaceae
Exons: 1
Coding region: 340-2487 (715 amino acids)
Source: RefSeq, a predicted model, not a curated record
UAGUUGUAGCACACCAUAUCAUCGCCGUCCUCCUCCCCCUCUUCUCCCUCCCCCUCUCUGUGUAUCUCCGUCGAAGCAUCGCUACACAUCCCACACCACAUCCACAUCGACAUCGACAUCGCACGCGUACCCGCACCCGGACGCCGUGCCCGCCGGCAGUGUAACGCGAAGGCACAAUCACAAUCACAGCCUUUGCUGCCCAGCCCAGCCCAGCCCAGCUCGUGCCAAGCCAAGCUGGAGGAAAGCAAGGACUGGCACUCAGAGAGCAGCCGCUCGUCUGAUGCAGAAUUCGCCGGCCGCGACGACGGCGCACCUCUGCCGGCCAUUCGCAGUAGCAUUAUGCGGCCACUGCGCCACCUGAAUCCUCUGCGUCUGUUCCACCAUCCGUCCUUCUCCUACCAACAACUCCCCUCGUUAUCUGUCGACAGUCUCAACGCCAUCCAGCGGGAUUGGUCGCAGAAUGGCAUCCCCUGGCGCGACGGAACGAGACGAAAAUGUCGCCUGGGUCGAUUGUCGCUCACGAAGAGCAUCGUGCUGGCCGUCGUAGGCCUACUCGUGAUAGCGCUAAUAGGAGGCGGACGCUACCAUCAUCGCAGAGCGAAACUACGAAAAGAGAAGGAUAAGCCGGUGCCAUACUAUUGGAUGCAUUAUAAUCGACUGAAUGGAGUGUACAAUGGAAUACGGACACUGGUCUCAUAUGCACAAUGGCAGCCAGAGAACGGGUACAACAAGACAGAGCCGACCACUUCCAUCAGUCAGGAAAGUGUGCACAACAGCGCUCCGCCCAUGGAGCCUUUCAGCUUCAGCCCAUACCCAGACUACACCUCGCAACACUAUUUGUCGCAGCAUCAACCCGUGCAUACGUGCUACCUGCAUGAAGCCGAGAAAAUAGUGGUGCCCGACGUCCAUGCCUACCCUGGCAUCCCACAACACAUGUCUGAGCCAUUCUAUGGAGACUAUAAGCUGCUUGGACUGAAGGACGAGCUUUGCUUCGAGCGAUUUGGCCGAUAUGGUCCUUACGGAUAUGGCUACAAUGAGACACAUGCUGGCCUGGGACCGGGUAUUGUGUCGGAACAUGCUGGUAGUGAAAAGGCUUUCGCCAAGAUGGGCUUCGUGAGCUAUGACAACAGCACAGACUGGGGAUCUGCUCAGCAAAGGUGCGCAGAGAAAAACAAGGCUCGCUUUGCAGAAGACCAGACGAGUGGAAAGAAGCGUGUGCCGCGCCAGGCAUACGUGCUGCGAAGCUGGACAGGAUUCGAGUACGGCACACAUCAGAUCUAUGCCCUUCGUGCUAUGAUUGCUGAGCUGGCGCUUAAGUCGGGCGCUGAGUAUGAUGUGCACCUUCUCGUCCAUGUCAAGAACAACAGCAAUCCAAUCUGGGCGGACAAAGCUGUCUACCAGCAGACUCUACAAGACAACGUGCCUCGCGAGUUCUGGAACAUCACCACUCUGUGGUCCGAGAAGCAGAUGGAGCUGUACUACCCGGACCCCUUCCCGGACAACUUUGCCAACAUGGCAGGAAGCAAGCUGCAUGGUGUAUACAGAAGCGCACACUUCGCGCUACAAUGGUUUGCCCAGCAGCAUCCCCAAUAUGACCACUUCUGGAACUGGGAAAUGGACAUUCGAUACUCUGGUCACUACUACGACUUCAACGACAAGAUUGGUGAGUGGGCCAAAAUGCAGCCUCGAAAGGGCAUGUGGGAGCGAGCGCGACGCUUCUACAUUCCCAAAUAUCACGGCUCUUGGCAGAACUUCACCAACUUCGUCGAGCAGGAAACCGCCACCACCGACACGGAGAAAAACAAUGUUGAGCAGAGUGGACCUGUUCCGAUUUGGGGCCCUGUACAAGACUUCAAGAACAUGGGCAUGCUCGAACCACGGCCUGAAGUCCUACCUCCCACCACCUAUGAAGCAGACAACUAUGAAUGGGGAGUCGGCGAGGACGCAGACCUCCUCACUUUCAAUCCGAUCUUCGACCCUUCUCUGACGAACUGGGUGUUCAGCUGGGAUAUUUCGGGCUACAACCGCACAUUCCCACCGCCUCCACGAAGAGCCGCUAUCAUUACUGCUGCUCGCCUUUCGAAACGCCUCCUUGAUAUAAUGCAUAAGGAAGUCUGGUUGAUGAAGCACACCAUGUUCCCUGAGAUGUGGCCACCGACUGUCGCAAUGCACCAUGGAUUGAAAGCAGUCUACGUGCCUCACCCCGUCUUCUUCGAUCGAGAUUGGGAUCUAGCAUACAUGAACCAAGUCUUCAACUAUCCAACCAAUACCUGGGACUCACCAUUCGGGUGGGGUGAACACAACCUUCUUGGAAGCUCAUUCUACUACAACUCCGGGUUUUCUGGCGCGCUGUGGCGAAGAUGGCUCGGGCAAUGGGAGAACGGCGAAGGUGGGAAGAGGCUGGAAGAGGAGGGCACGGGCAGAAUGUGUUUGAGAGGAAUCUUGCACCACCCAAUCAAACACGAAAAAGGGCCUGAAGACGCAUGACGCUGAAUUGUUGUGCUUUGUACAUCUCUGGCUUUCUUGGAUACCUGGAUACCACAUCAUGCAUAUUGAUGGCGAGGCGUUGUGAGGCAUGGUAGCAUUGUUUGGCGCACUGCAGGGUCAGUGAACCCCGUCUUGGAAAGGAAUUAGGAGACAAGAGUCAUGUACAUACGAUGGCGGGUUUCGAGGAGUGUUCGUGCGCUAUCGCCUGAACUCGCGAGCACAGAUAGAAGACGAUGAAUAGACACUCGAAC